UCUCGCGUCGCGUCGCGCCACACCUCGUCUCCACUUGACGCGACGCAACAAAAGUAGCUACAACAGUCAACACAGCCGCCUAAUACAGUCUUGUAGUUCAUAACCGGUAGUGUUGAUUCUAAAGGGAGCGUUGUAGUUCUGUCGCGUCGCGUCUGUUUAAUACCUUCUCUCUCAAGUGUGUGAUCCAGUCAGUCACUCCUCCUACAAACAACCCACAGAGAUCAAACCCACCCGAGUCUAACGCGUGGAUUGUGUGGACGACCGCUGGACGGAGCACGGCGGUGCUGCUUCUCAGUACAGCGUUGUGUAUGACGAGCUUUAUUGAUAGAACAGUUUAUUUGCCAUUUGUGCAAUGCUUGGAAACAUGCGUGUUAUUGAAGGAAUAAGAAGUGUCGGCGCGUGAAUAUCCUCUGAAUGACAGCAUGGCUAAACGAAGCACACUAUUCAUCAGGAUUGUGGAAGGAAAGAACCUGCCAAUCAAGGACAUAACUGGAAGCAGUGAUCCAUACUGCAUCGUGAAAAUUGAUAACGAGGCAAUCAUUCGGACAGCAACAAUAUGGAAGACAUUGUCUCCGUUUUGGGGUGAAGAAUACACCGUCCAUCUUCCUCCCUACUUUCGUACGGUGUCUUUUUAUGUCCUGGAUGAGGACUCUCUCAGCCGAGAUGAUGUCAUUGGGAAGGUGUCAAUCAGCAAGGAGCUUCUCACUGCUAAACCUCAAGGUGUAGAUGGAUGGAUGAACCUAACAGAGAUUGACCCAGAUGAGGAGGUGCAAGGGGAGAUUCACCUCCAGAUUUCGGUGCUGGGAGAUGGAGAUAUUCCACAAAAACUGUGCUGCCAAGUCCUGGAGGCGAGAGAUCUUGCCAAAAAGGAUCGCAAUGGGGCUUCUGAUCCUUUUGUCAGAGUGAGAUACAAUGGCAAAACAUAUGAGAGCGCGGUGGUUAAAAAGUCCUGUUACCCACGGUGGAAUGAAAGUUUUGAGUUUGAGCUGGACGAGACGCUUUCUGACACUGGCCUUUUGAGUGUGGAGGUGUGGGACUGGGAUCUGGUCAGCAGAAACGACUUUCUGGGAAAGGUCCUGUUCAACAUCAACAAGCUUCAGUCUGCCCAGCAAGAGGAGGGCUGGUUUCGCUUGGGGCCUGACAAAUCCAAACACAGUGAAUAUGAAGGAACUCUGGGUUCCUUGCGUCUGCAGCUACGGCUUCGAGACGAGGUCGUGUUGCCAUCCAGCCAUUACAAGCCACUCACAGAGCUACUCAGCCAGUCGGUCGGCUCUCAGCUCAACGGCAACUGGCCUGAUUUCAUCAUGCUGAUUGAUGAGACCACUACAGCGGAGAGCAGACAGGAAGUAGCUAAUAAUCUAGUGAAGCUGUUUUUGGGUCAAGGGCUUGUCAAGGAGUUUUUGGAUGUUCUGUUCAAACUGGAGCUGGAAAAGACUACUGAACCCAACACAUUAUUCCGCAGUAAUUCAUUAGCAUCCAAGUCUAUGGAAUCAUUUUUGAAGGUGGCUGGGAUGCAAUAUCUACACAGGCUUCUGGGCGCGAUAAUAAACCGAAUCUUUGAAGAAAAGAAAUAUGUAGAAUUGGACCCAAGUAAAGUAGAACUGAAAGAGGCAGGGUGUGCAGGUUUGCACCGUCAGCAGACAGAGUCUGAUAUCAUUCAGCAGAGCACCAUCCUCCUGCAGUCGUACCUGUCUGAGCUUCUCACCUCCAUCCGGCAGUCGGCCUCCUACUGCCCCCUGCUCAUCUGCCAGGUUUUCCAUCAACUCUACCUCAGAGUUCAGGAGCGCUUCCCUGACCCAGAGUACCGGAAGGUGAAGUUCAUUGCUGUGACCAGCUUCCUGUGCCUGCGGUUCAUCUCUCCUGCCAUUAUGUCUCCAAAACUAUUUCACCUUCGAGAGAAACAUGCUGAUGCCCGUACCAGCCGCACACUUCUGCUACUUGCCAAAGCCGUGCAGACCAUUGGGAAUAUGGACACUCUUGCAUGCUGCUCUAAAGAGCCGUGGAUGGUCUGCUUGCAGCCAGCCAUACAGCAAGGCAUCACCCAACUCAAAGACUUCAUCAAUAAACUGGUCAACUGCCACGAUUCAGAGGAUCUUGAGCUUCAGACACGAAUGAGUCUCCAGUGUGGCACUAUGGAGAAAGAAGGCUUCCUCUUCCUUCACAGGACCAAGGACAAGUGCAUGCCCAUGACUUCACCCUUUAAGAAGUACUAUGUCACGCUCAGUAAAGACACUCUGUCGUACUCGCGGACGCAGCACUCUAAAAAGAGCUCGUCUAUUUCGCUGCCAAAGAUCCGGGCCGUAGAGAAGGUGGAGGAGAAGUGCUUCGGCAGUGCCAACGUCAUGCAGAUCAUCUCAAGUGAAGAUUCUGGCCUGCAGGAGACCCUGUACCUCGACUGCAAAAGUGUAAACGAGUUGAAUCACUGGCUGUCAGCUCUGAGGAAAGCCUGCAGUCACAACACAAAUACUAUGAGCUGCUAUCAUCCGGGCAUCUAUAAAGCAGACAGAUGGAGCUGCUGCCAUCAGAAGGAGAAAUCAGACCCAGGCUGUGAUAAAACCAGGCAUGGAGUGACCCUGCAGGAGUGGUAUGACCCACUGGACCCAGAUCUGGAGGCUCAGCUCAUCUAUCAACAUCUGCGUAGUGUCCAGCAUGCCAUGCGAGAUAAGUAUUAUAAGUUGAGAGAGCAGCAAGGAGUUAAGGAAGCAGAUUCAGUAAGAGACAUGAAGAAAGUAGAUGGACUAUCAAAGCUCUUCAGUGUUCUCCAAGACCUGCAUGAUGCUCAUGCGGCGGUGGAGGAGGAGGAAAGGUCAAAGAAUAAAAAUGUUUUCUUGGAGUUACAAACGUAAACAAAAGGACUUUUGAACUGGUUGCAUUUCAUACUAUAAUUCACCGAGUCACCGAGCUCAUACGCAGGCUUCAAACCUGCUAUUAUUUGACACAUAGAUGAGAAAAGAAAUACUGUACAGUAAGUUGGAUUUGUUCUUGUAUUCUUUUGAACCGAUUCUUGAUGGUUAGAUGGAUAUUUAGAGGGCUGCGAUCACAAUCCCUUUAUUAAAGGAUAGUUGUGCUGUAUUUGCUAAAUAUUUGGUAUUAAGGACAGUGGUGAUUCAAGUGGGUUGCUAACUCAAAACUGUGUCUUGUUAGCAUUUCUGCAGCUUUUACAUGUAUUCCAACAAAACUUUUUCAACAUUAACUUCGCACAUUAAUCAGCAUCGGUCCUUCUUUAACGUGCUUUUGACUUUACAAAGCACCGUGGAUAUGCAUCUUAUAGCUCUUCCACCGUGUCAUUUUUCAUUAAAUCAGUCUUAUUAGAAUGUUUAUAUAGAUUUUGAAGACGUUCGUUUUUCAUUUCUUUUUUAAAUCUGUAGGUUGAUGGCAAGAGGAGAAUUUUAUUCUUGGAUUUGAAUACCGUGUAAAGCUAAGUCUCAAUGCCUUGUCUGUAUGUGUCAUGUUUUGUUGUUAUGUCUUUUUAUGAUAUGAACUGUAAACCAUUAUGCAUUGUGCAUUUCACAAAAACUGUGUAUUCCUGUCACUUUUAAAUGUGGAACGUUACUUUUUUUCCUGAAAGGUGGCGAUGUUUAGUAUUUCUCCACUAGGUGGCAUAACAGUGUUUCUUAUUGUUCAUUUGAAUUUAGGCCUCAUUUUCAGUACAAGAAGUGCUUAUAAACACACACACACACACAUUUAAAUAAAUAAAAUCUUUAAAACUAA
Carassius gibelio (silver crucian carp) is the source of this 3711-nucleotide messenger RNA. RefSeq names its product ras GTPase-activating protein 4. Lineage: Eukaryota; Metazoa; Chordata; Actinopteri; Cypriniformes; Cyprinidae. Gene Ontology annotation, molecular function: GTPase activator activity; phospholipid binding. Gene Ontology annotation, biological process: intracellular signal transduction; regulation of GTPase activity; negative regulation of Ras protein signal transduction. The coding region runs from base 423 to 2846 and encodes 807 amino acids. The record is from RefSeq and is a predicted model, not a curated record. The transcript has 21 exons.